This is a messenger RNA of Astrephomene gubernaculifera, 5149 nucleotides long. The record is from the annotation of a GenBank genome assembly. NCBI's taxonomy places the organism in Eukaryota, Viridiplantae, Chlorophyta, Chlorophyceae, Chlamydomonadales, Astrephomenaceae.
UGAUGGAAAGACACGUGUAACAAACACGCGAAGGAUAGCCGCUCUUCUUCAUUUCGGUUUAUUAGCUCAUUUACUAGGCACGCAAAUCAUAGCGCACCAUUUUGUAAGGCUUUUACCUUGUGGUAUAGGCAGCUGAGCCUUUGGUAUCAGAGGAAAUGGAGUCGAAAAUCUCGUUUCUGGCCGGCGGGGCGUCAGGCUCAGUCCCGUAGUGCCCUUUACCUUCGCUAGCAGUUCACCUGACGGUAAUAUGGAGCAAUUACUGCUGCCGCCAGAGGGCGGUCUUCGGCGUGAGCCUUCCGGCGCAUUUUUCGUUCCUUCUUGGACACGGUCAACGUGCAGCGGCGACGUGACAACGGAUACAUCCUCUACAUCUAUUGGCGAGGCUGAAGAACAACAGAACAAUUCGCGGAGGAUUUCCCUGUGCAAGCAAGUUCUGCUGGAGGCCACCUUAAACUUCAACACUGCUCCGUCAGCUCAGAUGCCGGUCUUGAAGACUCCAGCUUGCAGGAAUAGUGGCGCUCUUCUACCGCUCCUCAACAUGUUGGCAGCGGAGCAGGAGCCUACGCGCACCGUGCGCUCCCUUCACACGCUUAGCUUCCUGCUGCUGGACAAAGCUAAUCGCCGGGUUUGCCAUGAACUCCGUGCGCUUGAUACCCUUUUGGACAUCUUGAGGCGGGCCACGGACCAGCAAGUGCUAAUUAGUGCCUUGGAGGCGAUUUGCUGCCUCUGCAAGAAUGACGCCAAGGAUAAGAUGUCCUUGUGGCAGCACCCGAAUAAGGGUGCCCUUCUUUCCAUGCUUAGCAACCGACACAGCAGCGUCAUCGUAACCGAGGCCCUAGUCACAUGCCGCGCCCUCUGCUUCGCUCCGAGCGGGACCAGCUCCAGCGGCACUGCAUUGGUGUCGCCGGUUGGCUCCUUCACCGGCUCUUGCGGCUUUCCCGGCUGCAAGGAGCAGCAGCCCUCGGACCACGGCUCGGCGGGAGGUGCCUCCUCCUCUGGCUUGGCGAGCUCCACCGCACGGUGCCCCUCCAUGCAGCUCCUGGAGCCCGCGCUGCUCACGGUUGCCUCGGAGCUGCUGCACCCUUCCACGGACACGCAUGUGCUGCUGCGGGCCCUGAAGCUCCUGCUCUCGGCAUCUGCCAUUGUCAGCUCUGCGGCGGGGGGCAGCAGCAGCCAGGGCAGCUUCUGGCACAACGCGGUGUUCCGCAUGGUGCCGCUGCUGACGCACUGCUGCGAGGUGGACGUGGUGGAGGCGGCGCUGGCGGUGCUGGUGAACCUUUCGGAGCACCGCGUCUUCCACAACAUGUUUUACGCGGCGGGCUGCAUUCCACCGCUGCUGCACCUGCUGAGCCAUAAGCGCAGCGAUGUGAGCCAGUCGGCCUCCUGCGUGCUGAGCGCGCUGUCGGAGGGCGGCCUCUCUCGCGACAAGCUCUGCCAGGAUACGGCACUGCUGGCCAUGCUGCGGGUGCUGCAGGCCAACCACAGCGUCGUGGUCACGCUGGGUGUUCUGUACAUGCUGGGGCGCCUGGCGGCCUACCGCGCCCAGGUGGUCCGCAGCCUCAAGGCCUGGGGCGCCGUGCAGCUGCUCACACGCCUGCUCGCCACCACCCGCGACGAGGACGCGGCGGAGGGCUGUCGCCAGCUGAUGCAGCUGCUCGGCGUCCCGGUGCCGCAGCCGCCCCAGCCGCCUGCCUUGGCUGCCAUUGCAGCCCCCGAUCGCCCCGGCAAGUGCUCCUCCAUGGACGGCAGCACCCGCAUGGCAGCUAACCCGGCGACCCUGCAUGUGGCGUUUAGCAGUAUUGCAAUGUUUGGUGGUGUUGCCGGCGGAUCCCCGCCCGGUCCCAUUACUGGCAGUGCGGGCGGAGUGGGCGCGCUGUGUCGCACCAUAUCUGCGGCGGCCACGGUGACCGGGGCAGUGGCUGCAGAGGAUUAUGCGCCGCUGGGGCCUACAGCGAUGGGAGCUAUUGCAGCCGCCGCCUCCAUGCCGAAACCCUUGGAGGCGGAGGUUGCGGGUCCUGAGGGUUGCGCGCCGUGCAACGGCGACAGCCCCUAUCAGCGCAGUUCCCUCCGGUAUUUCGGGGUAGCAGCUGGUGCGGCGUGCGGUCCUGUUGGCCCCAUUGCGGCUGCUGUCCCUCCUGCAGCGGCAUACUGAGGAUUGGAAGGCGCCUGCCGGACAAUUGGCUUAUCAACGUUACACGAAUUCCCCGUCUCAUUAAUGUAUUCGUGGCUUGGUCGGAAUCCCACUAGCCGACUUGGUAUACUCGCGUGCCUGAACACCAAUCCGUAAACGAAUGAUGCGGCAUUAUGAAUGUAUUAUCCAUUGUGCUCUAGUACUUUGCCGGCGUUUCGCGUGAUUACGAGGUUUAUAGUGUCCCAGCUUCUGUACCAUGGCCUAAUGGACAUGGGCAAAGCGGGCGCAUGCUAUGGCGGUUUUCCCACCUUCACUGACUUUGCACAUGGAACCCGGUGUGAUCCCCUGCUGCGUGUGGUUUGCGUGGGCUUAGUCUUGGCUUUGUUGCCAGUGUUGUUUGGUGGCGUCCUGUCACACAUCAGCAGUCCGGUGCACGUCUGCCAUUCCCGGGUGCACGGACAGUUGUUUUCCUUAUGACUGCCCGCUGAUGCUGGCCGGACGGGGUUGUGUGCGCAUCGGAUUUGGGUCCCUUACGGGCGAGCGUCGCAGCUUCGGCUAUGGCUUUUGGCGAUCGGUGCGAUAGCCUUUGACUGCCCUUGCCCUCUGGCGGCCCUAGAAGAAGAAAAAGCCGGUCUAGAUAAUGCUUGUGGGCAACAAGAUAUAGUGCACAGCGCGUAUGCACACGCGAACGUGUGUGCAUGCGUUGCUUCGUUACCGCCGCUCCCUUUCAUUUCGCUCACAUCAUCUCUAAACAAACAUGGAUAGUAGGAGAUUGCAGGUCGGGAUUUGCAUGGCUGCUCGUCAUGCUGCUGCUUUUGUACCCCUCGCUCGCUCUAUGGGAGAGCCGCGUGGCUUGUUGAACCCGAGAAUUGUGUCGGUUUUUGCGCGUCUGUUGGGCGUUGCGGUGCGAACCUCAAAUCAUUUGGUGUUGCCUAGUGUUGGUAUUUGUGUUGUAUUGCGUGUUUUGGUUUUUUGCUUUCACAAGGGUGAUUGUGCAGCGAUUCCUUCCGACGUUGCAGUUCAGGGAUGCUGCGGGUGGUUUGCGGUUCUGCUGUGAGGCUGAGUGGUGGAGGAUUCCCGACACAGCCACAUGGUAUCAGCUGCCAAAAUUUUGACCCCCGGAUGCUCCUUUGAACUUGCCUUGCGAAUUCAAUACGCUUACUGUCGUGCGAAGAGAGCCGUUUGUUGAUCGCUGGGUUCUGAAACCUUUUGGCUUGGUUGGUGCGCCCCUUUGGCCUCCUGAGCCGCGUCACUGUUGCUGUUGACUGCGCACGCCGCCGCGCUGGCACGUUGCUGGGUUGCGGCGUUGGAUGUCCGAGGGGUGUCCGCUCCCAUCGAUUGUUGGGUUUUUGGUGGCUGUGGUUGAACAGGGGGAUUAUCAAGGGGGAGAGGAGGAUGGGGAGGACGGGUGGUUUCUUCCUUGCACAUGUCGCAGGCAGCGUUGGAAUGCAUAAGGUGCCUGUGGGCUUGUUGAUUAGCGAUCUGCAGAAACAAAAUCACGGCGGCAAAGGCGCGUAACCUGUCCGCUAAUCGAGCUUGGUUGGAAGCAACCUGUGGGCUUUCCGACGUGUUGUAUGCCGGCUUAACUUCACUUUUGCGACCCUUUAUUAAGGGACAAGGCACGCGAAAACGUUUAUUGUUAAAUUCAGGGGCGUGGAAGGGGCUGAUGGGUACAAUGGAUCUCAUUCGGUCCGCUUCUGCCUAAUUGUGUUUAUUAAUUGAUCCUGCCAACCCAUCGAACAGCAUGCAGCUGUUGUGGCCCCACUCCUGUGCUGUGGUGCAAUGGAGAGGUGAAGGGGCGCAGCUGCAUCACCGGCUGCUCGAUGGGGGAUCACCUGGGUAUCGUACCCGCGGUCUUCGGGGUAUGGGGUAAACAUAGGGCCUUUUGUACUGUUCUCAUGAUCCUGGCGCGCUAUUUCCAAUACCAACUGCUGCUUCUGACGUUUGCUUGCUUAUUGCUGCGGUCAGUACUAUUCUCCAUCGCUGAUCAAUUCUGGUCAGUGGCGGUCAGGAACAGUGGCGGUGGCUGUGAUUGCGCCUUGGUCCAAGGAAGCGGCCGCUCUGUAUGUGUUCUGGGGGGUAUUUUAUCCCUUGAUAUGUCGUUCACCUGGAGCAGCUUGUGCGCGAACAAUGGGCGAGAUUUUGAUGCAGACAUCAUCUUGCAAAAGCCCUGACAUGCGGGGCUGCCUUGCUGCUCCCCGCUUAACACCGCCAGUGAUGACGGAGAUGACCCCUACACGGCCGCGAUCCGCUGCUGCCCCGGCGGGUGUGAGGCCGCAUGGCGUGGUUGGGUUGUCGAGCGGAACUGACUCACGGCAAUUGAUGUGUGCACGAUGGUGCUGAGCGCCCAACGGCGCCGCGGUGGCGGUAUGGAACAUGAGAACAUGGAUGUGAUGGGAUUUGCUUUGAUUAGGAGGAGCAGGAAGUAGGCUGGACGUCUAGCUGAGAGAGUUUGCGUGCCUACACUUGUUGUUGUCGUCGCUUCCCGGAUUAGCCGGUGAGUCAAAAGAGCGGAGUGGCAACAAUGCGCGCUAUAGAGAGUUAUGUUGUGCGGGAUGGUGCUUUCGGUGAGGGACUCUUUACCGAGGAAAAGAUGGGGAGGACGCUUGGGUGGUGCGGAGCCCUGGUGCUGCUGUUGGCCUGGAUAUACCAGACAGGAGGCCUGUGCAGGACACUUGCCAAGAGUGCUGGACGACCAAACAGAAAUCGCUCUUGUGGCCCGAUUUUCUGAGAGUAAACUGUUUUUAAGAGAUGAAAACCCUACUAUUAUUAUAAUUCCUAGUUGACUGUGAACCCCGUUGCUGUCCACGUUUAUAAAUUUUGGGUGGUGCUGUGACUACUGCUGUUACAUGUUAAUGGUGGGCCCUGCUGUAGUGCUGCUGAAUCGCUUCCUGUCCCCUAUGGAAGCCAUCAUGUCUCGCUACAUUCCCUUGCUGCUGAAUCGCUAUUAGGUUGUGAGGUGUCAGUAGAGAACAAAACAAUACAUCACAAAGAUAUUGUAAGAGUCCUGAUACGCAG